Molecule: messenger RNA, 2742 nt
Organism: Metarhizium robertsii ARSEF 23
Lineage: Eukaryota; Fungi; Ascomycota; Sordariomycetes; Hypocreales; Clavicipitaceae
Product: POPLD domain-containing protein
Exons: 1
Coding region: 1-2742 (913 amino acids)
Biological process (GO): tRNA 5'-leader removal
Cellular component (GO): ribonuclease MRP complex; nucleolar ribonuclease P complex
Source: RefSeq, a predicted model, not a curated record
AUGGCUCCUAACCCGCCAUCCGGUGGUCCAUCUGGCUCUGCCACAGGGAAGCGUAACGCUGUACCAGGCUCUGCCAAUGCCUCGGCAAGUGCUCGCGGUGACGCAUUUCGUCAAAAGAGAGCGAAAACGCACUCGGCGCGACACAUCCCGGCCCAGCCAGCCGAUGCAGCAUUGAAAGAUGGCGAACUCGACCUUCCGGCCUUUGUUGCCGCGCGUGAAUUCGAGAUUCGGUCUCUCGAGCAGAGCAUGGCCACUUCCCAAGCUGUCAGCUCAACCCGUGCAUUCCAGCAAGUCCCACGAGGGUUGCGACGUCGAACAGCAAGCCAUAAUCCGAAAAGAGUGCCGCGAAGACUGAGAGCAAGGGCCAGAAGAGAGAUGGAAGACGACAAUACCCCCCUGGUUGAAUCUAGAAAACGAAAACCAAAGACAACAAGGGCGAGAAUACGAGCGGAAUCGGCAAAACGCCAGGGUGUUCUGGCGGCGAGGAAGCGCAAAAGGUUACUAAAAAAAGAAAAAUCUGCCCAAAGUGAAGGAAAAUCACUUGCCAUCGAAGCCGAACGGUUGGCUAGACGGCAGCCUAAACCGAAAAUUCGAAGAAACCAGCUCAACAGCCCUCCCACACCGCCGGCCAGGUUUCGCAAAAGGCAGAUCAAUAAGACUUGGUUACCGACUCACAAGUGGCAUGCCAAAAGAGCGCAUAUGACUGAUCCCAAGAAUCCUCUGUGGCGCUUUGCUAUCCCCUUGACGCCAACAGAGAAGAUCUAUCGGCCAACUCAUCGUGCCCAAGGCGAGAGGGGGACCAUGGUUUGGGAUAUGAGUUACAUGAGCACAAUUGGCGUGUAUGGAGGCCCUGAUGGCAUAGAGAAGACUCUCAAGAGCGUCGGGGUUAUGCAAGAAUCGUGUUGGAAUGACAAAGGCACGAAAUGGAGGAUGGGGUUGAAGGCGUGGUCGGGCUGCAUUUCACGGCCACAGGACGGUCUGAACAGAGUCAUGUGUCCAGCUACGAUUAUAUGGAAUCCAGAGCCCGUGGCUGCAGAAAAUGCAGCAAAUGGGAGCCAGGCCAAGCGGCAACUCUACAUCAGAGUAAAUCCGGCAGCAUUCCUCGAGGUCUUUGCCGAGCUAGUACGUCUGUCCAAGAUGAAGGGAUCGGGCGUUUUUGUCGAAGAUUUGAGGUUUGAAAUUGGCAGCAUCGAACUCACCGGUCCUGCGUCUACAGAAGCUCUUUUGAGCACCAUGACACCCUACUCAACAGAGGAGAGGCCCAAAAACAAGCACGCCAGUCUUUUCAGGUCCCUGAAGGGUCUAACUAAUCCCGCCUCAUUACCAGCAAAUUCAGUUCUUGGAUUCUCAAUACAAGACCCCCGUCUGAGAUACCCACCUCGAAAAAUGGAAUUUCCAGAUGAUCCCGAAGCUGAGUGCAAGCUUCUAGAGAUAUUGGCAGAUUGGCCGGCGGAAGAGCAACUGGAGCCCUAUGAACUGUUUGACAGAACCAGUCGCUUCCAAGCCACAUGCUUGCCGUCACAAAAGACCAUCAACAGGAGAAGGGGCGCAAUAAGCCCUGGAUCGUUUUUAAAGCCCGGCCAAAUAGACCCUCCUAUUCCCAUAAUUCUACUUGCGUCUCGCUCACCUACAAGCACACAGGCCCAGGGAACGUGGGUGGUGCUCAUGCCGUGGAAAUGUGUUCUGCCCUUGUGGUAUAGCAUGGUCCACUGCCCUCUCGUAUCAGGUAUGAAUCCUCGGUUUGGUGGGUUAAACGAGGCAAUGCAAGUUGCGUUUGAACGAGGGCUAUCAUGGUUCCCAACGGACUUCAUGGGUACUGAUUCGGGCGCUCAGUGGGAGUUGGAAGAGCGGCAAAAGAGGCAACGAGCAUAUGACAGGCGUCCCAAGAGCAAGAGAACCUCGUGGGCAACAUUGGACCUGGGGGCCGGCAGGAAAGGUGAAAUUGGCGAUGGUCUAGCUUGUGACUAUGAAUUCCUUUUCGACUUACCUGCGCCUCCGAAGACCACCACGGAACCCGAGCUUGUCCAAGCAGACAAAUCCGACGAUGAAGAUGCCAUGGACGAUGUUCAGCCAGUCUCUACACCCAAUACGUCGCCGAACCCUCCAUCAUUGAAGCUACUGAAUUUAGUUUCAAGCGCAGAUUUUUCCAAGGCAGUCACGUCUCAAGACUCUCUGCCUAAACUCCCACCCAAUGCCAUCAUGAAUGUCCGCAUCACACUCUUAUCACGCGGCACAGUUACUACAUGCGCCAGAGUUUAUAGACUUCCUCAAAAACCAGCUCCAGCACCGACGUCUUCAAACGCCGAAGUCCCAUCCACUAUACCACAGGACAACAGCUCCAACUUGCCGCACGAUUUACGCGCCCAAUGGCUCUCCAAGGUCCCGCAGGGAUGCAAUUCCUCAUCUAAACGAGCUCGCACCACGGCCAAAGCCACAAACAUGGAGUCCCGGAUGCAGCUUCUCGCUCGGGAACUCACAGCACCACCAGUCGCCUAUCCACCCCCUGCACCAAACCAGGUCGACAUCGGCGGCCAUCCUCUAGUUCCCGAUGCCAAAGACCUAAUCGGUUUCGUGACAUCGGGCUCAUAUUGUCUUGCCGACGGCAAAGCAGCAGCCAUUGGCAGUGUGGCCGUCGAGAAAGUAAUUCCCGGUGUGAAAGCAAACAGCAAAGAAGGACGGUUAUGUAUAAUAAGAAACGCCGGCGAGAAUGUCGGCUGGAUAGCAAAAUGGGAGGCGAUAUAG